AAGAAGAGUGGACCGUUUCUGCCAUAUCGGGUCGAACUCGGACUAUUUGAUCUCGCAAUGGGUGCUCUGAGCGGUGGCUGUGGCCAUGGCUGGCUCUGGGGGUGGAACGGUACCUCGAAGAACGAGGGAUCCUCGCGUCGUCGUCGGAGGAGCUCGAAGCCCUCGGAAUCCGUGGAGUCGACCGGGAGAGCCGCUCGCCGGUUCCCCCUCAAGCAAGCGGCGACGGCGGGCUCGCUCGCUCUCGCCGGCGACACAAUAGCUCAGGUCAUGGAGCGCCUGCGAAGGAAGAGGGAGGGCGCCGCGAGACAUUCCUCGUCUGGAUCGGACAUUGAUGGUGUUCGCGAGGACAUCAUUCGCGUUCCUUUUUCAGAUCAUGACUGGUUUCGGGCCCUUCGCAUGGCUUCUUAUGGAUUCCUUCUCUAUGGCCCCGGUUGUUAUGUCUGGUAUCAGUAUCUUGAUCAAACUUUGCCUAAGCCAACAGUUGAGAACUUGAUGCUGAAGGUAUUGCUAAACCAAAUCGUGCUUGGCCCUGCAGUUAUUGGUAUUGUUUUUGCUUGGAACAACUUAUGGCAAGGGAAGUUUUCUGAGCUUCCUAAAAAGUAUCAAAAAGAUGCUCUUCCCACACUACUCUAUGGAUUUAGGUUCUGGAUCCCUGUCAGUGUAUUGAAUUUCUGGGUGGUUCCCCUUCAAUCCCGUGUAGCUUUCAUGUCCAUGGGCUCCAUCUUCUGGAACUUCUGCUUGUCUUCUAGCAUGAGCAAGUAGCUGUGUAUGAGGAACCUCAUUUUGCUGCUCCCUGUUGUCUUCUCGGGAAAUAGAAGCUCUGGCUUCAGUUUUUCUGUGCUGUUUAUUGGUUAACUGAACACUUCUGAAUUGGUAGACUACAUUCCAUA
This is a messenger RNA of Rhodamnia argentea, 890 nucleotides long. Its product is annotated as protein Mpv17. Bases 58 to 762 code for a protein of 234 amino acids. NCBI's taxonomy places the organism in Eukaryota, Viridiplantae, Streptophyta, Magnoliopsida, Myrtales, Myrtaceae. Gene Ontology annotation, cellular component: cytoplasm; membrane. The record is from RefSeq and is a predicted model, not a curated record. The transcript has 5 exons.